AUGGCGACUGUCGAGGACCGCAUAAAGGACCCGUCGUCUUCAUUUUCCUUCAAGCGGACGGGGACUGGCAGGCCUGGUACCCCUCCUCCAGCUGAGGAAGUUGAGUCAGACACGAUGUCUGAGGCUGAAGACAGAAACGACACGCCUACAAACCGUACCCAUCCCCGUUUCUCCCGCGCAUUUUCCGUGCCACAGCUAAAUCGCUUGACGAACCCACAUCGCCCACUAGGCCCCCACAAGGUCAAUUCAGACCCAGGCACCUUCAGCGCGGCAACAGCGGACCAACUCUAUGAGCUUUCGCUCGAGCUCGCGGACAUGGUCCAAAUGGCGAUCCAAACGCUUCUCCAAAUAUCGCCCCCUCAAAUACUAGAGCCGACAAAGGAGCAAUUCUCAGCUUGCACGCUGUCGGUACCAACCCCAUCCAUGUCAGCCUUGUUUACCGCGAUGCGCAACUUAAAUUAUUUCUCGGCCCAUAUGUCAGAGUUUGGCAAGGAGCCUAGCGAAGACAUGACGCUACCGUCGAUGUUCGAGCGCUAUACCGAGUUCGACCUGGGGGAGCUGCUGCAAAGUGUUGGUGAUGUUAUGGGUGGAGCAGCGGCAGAAGCUGGUGUCGACUUGGUGCUUUAUCAUGGCGACCUCAGUCUUAAAUACGCGUGGGUCAGUGGUUCAGAGAGUGGCUUGACUGUUUCCCUUUCGCAUGUUCUCCGCCAAAUAAUAGCUGUCGCCCAUCCAGGGGAUUCCAUCGAAGUCGGGCUCUUCAUUGGAUUUGCUACCACCCAUGGCCAGGACAUCACCGUACUUCCAGACACCAUUGACGCGAUUACAUCGUCACCGACAUCAGAAGACGGUCCGAUAGAGUGCACCAUCCAAAUUGCUCAUAAAUUUGGCAACGGGGAGUCGCGGCCAAACCCUCAUUUCUCCAGCCUCGUCCUGCGCCGCUUACUUCGACAAAUCGGUGGCUCGCUCAAGAGCGAUCUCCCAUCCUCAACAAGUGCUCGAACUUGCGAAUUGACACUGACUCUAGAUCGCGCCCCGGCAGAUGCAGUCAGCCCAACAACUUCCACCGACUUUGCAGAACCUACGACAGAAGAGCUUUCUCUUUUUGCUGAUAAACUGAAAGGCGCCAAAGUUGCUUUGUAUGCCUCUUCGAAAAGCUCAUUUGCGCAACAUGUAACGCGGUACCUUGCCGAUUGGGGCAUGGAUGUUAGCCACAUGUCCGGAGAUGGGGAGGUUGACGAACAGCCACCCGCAGCUCCAGAAGAGCCCCCAGAUCCAAUUAUUCCAGCUAUCACAUCCGAAGUCCCAACCGCACCCCCUUCUCCCGUCGCAGACCUCAAACCAAACCGGUUGUCCUUCAUUUUCAUUGACGACGAUGUGACAGUCCUUAGAGAGCGCCUCAAUGCUCUACGAGUUGACCCGCCAUACUCUCUAACCCUCGCUCCGAAACGCCCACCUCUACCCCACCAUUCACGCAGGUCAACUAACCAAAUUCCCCGUGUUACCUCCCUUGCGCCACAGCCUUCGGUCGUAAUUGUUCAUUUCACGAGUCUCGCCAGCUUCAAGAUCGUUAAAGACGUAUUGCAAUCAGACCUUUCUUCUUACAUCAACUCUACUCUCCCAAUGCCCGAGGUCAUGAUUAUUCCAAAACCUGCCGGCCCGCGACGCGUGCUGACCCAGCUUCAUAUGGCUGUUACCCGAGCGCCUGUAGACCCAUCUUUCUCCCCUAUUGCAACCUCGCCCGGAACGCCGUCGUCUUCUUCAUUUUAUGGUUAUUCUAACUUUGGUAUCGGACGUUCAUCGGCUGGCAGCAAUCGCCCUUCCAGUGCCAGAAGCAACUCUGAUCGCUCGAAUCGUUCGGGGACCAAAGAUUUUCUCGAUAGACCCGCUGCUCCACCGUCACCUCUGAGCAUGGCAAAUGGUACAGAGUAUUUCUCUGAUGAUGCGGUUCAGCUUGGAUCAACGCCGUCCUCUGGCCUGCUAAUAUCAAGUCCCCCUGGUCAACCCGCUGGAAUUUUCUUUAGUCCUCGUGCCAGCAGGACAACAGGCAAAAAGCCCGUGAUACCACCAAUGGAGAGAGAUACAGGGCAACUUCUUCCACCAGGAAGUCGGCGGGCGUCAAUCUCAAGGACUGGUUCUGACAACCCAACAUUCUCGACGCUUCAUGAAAUUUCCGGGCGACCACCUUCGCGUACCGUUGCGACACCAUUAUCCAGUUCCGAACCCUCCUCUUUACCUACCCUCGCAAGUAUCAAGACAGAUGCACUUCCCACUACCGAAGCUCCUCCCAUCCCGCAGUCACCCAGUCCAGGGUCCUCUUCGCCGCAAGUAAAUAGUCCAUUAAGAAGACCUUUCCGGAGACGAACAGCAACGCCGGACCCAAAAACGCUGGAGAAGCCAGCGGCGACACCCGAUAUCGACAUCGUCCCUCCGAUCAGCGUGUUGAUUGUGGAAGACAAUGUCGUCAACCAAAUGCAACUCCGUGGGUUCAUGCGGAAGAAGAAAAUCAAGUGUCAGGUCGCAAAUAACGGAGUUGAGGCGAUCGAAAAGUGGAAAACGGGCAACUUUGAUCUCAUCCUGAUGGACAUACAAAUGCCUGUUAUGGAUGGCAUCGAGGCUACGAAGGAGAUCAGAAGGCUCGAGAAGGCAAAAGCUACCGAGGGUUAUAUUUCAAGUGGGGACGGCCUCGAUGCCGGUGCCACGAGCAGCUCUUCGCCAUACCGCUCAUCUGUCAUCAUCGUCGCACAAACUGCGUCUUCGCUCAACACCGAUAGGGUGAAAGCCCUCGCCGCUGGGUGUAACGAUUUCCUUACGAAACCAGUCAACCACCAUUGGCUCAACAACAAAGUCACUGAAUGGGGGUCGAUUAAGGCGCUUCAGAUGUGGGCCGAUGCUCCUCCGCCUAAUCGUCAAGUGGCGGAACGACUACACGUACCAGACGCCAGCGGGAAACAGCCUUCUACACCCGCGACCUUUUGGGGUGGAGAAAGUAAACCGGCGGUUGCCGAAGAGCCGACUUCAGCGGGAGCACCGGCAGACUCCGAGUCCCACGAAACCACGCCCGAUGGGAUAAGGCCGUGA
Molecule: messenger RNA, 3078 nt
Organism: Mycena indigotica
Lineage: Eukaryota; Fungi; Basidiomycota; Agaricomycetes; Agaricales; Mycenaceae
Exons: 6
Coding region: 1-3078 (1025 amino acids)
Biological process (GO): phosphorelay signal transduction system
Source: RefSeq, a predicted model, not a curated record